UAAAAAGCUUCAAAGCAUGUUAGAACGGCAAAUAGAAAGUUAGUCGUACAGAAUAUUUUGGCUUUAAUCCACAUGUCAAAGUACUGUGUGUUUGUUUUAUUCCAGCGGUACAGUAGUGUAAUAUCCUAGGCAGCCCUACUGAUGUGGACUACAGCGCUACAUGAACCUGUAACUAGAUGUAUGGACUGAAUCCUGAGUUUUGUCGGGAGACGCAUGGCGCUUUAAAACACAAAGAUUGAUUUUUGUUUUUGGCACAUUUAAACUAACCAUCAACAGCUGGAGCAUGAUUUUAUUAGUCCAAUCCAUUUGACUUCCAUUUGUUUGAGUUCAUUUGCACUUUUCUUUAACAAUGUGUGCCUUUAUGGUUGGAUUUAUUCCUAUUCACUGCCUGUGUGUGGAGUGUGUAAUCACAAAUUAGGGAAGUAACAGAGUUAUGAUAACACUAGUAAUAAAAGCCCAGGUUGAGGUUGUUGCAAAGAGCCGGAGACGCUUGUUUUCUGUUUGUUUUAGUAACUUUUUAACGCGCAGCUACAGUGAAUGGACUCAAUGUCACAGUGCUUUAUCCAAUCACUGCGAGCGCCACUCACCACUCCGUUUCCCGAUAGGCCGAGACGGCCGCCAAUCGCAUCUGCAAAGUGCUGGCUGUCAACCAGGAGAACGAGCAAAUGAUGGAGGACUACGAGAAGCUGGCCAGCGAGCUGCUGGAGUGGAUCCGUCGCACCGUCCCCUGGCUGGAGAACCGGACCCAGGAGAAGACCGUGAACGACAUGCAGGCGAAGCAGGAGGACUUCAGAGACUACCGCUGUGUCCACAAACCGCCCAAGGUCCAAGAGAAAUGCCAGCUGGAGAUCAGCUUCAACACUCUGCAGACUAAACUGAGACUCAGCAACAGACCUGCCUUCAUGCCAUCAGAGGGACGCAUGGUGUCUGAUAUCAACGGAGCGUGGCACACUCUGGAGGGGGCGGAGAAGGGCUACGAGGAGUGGAUCCUCAGCGAGAUCCGCCGCCUGGAGAGACUGGAGCACUUGGCCGAGAAGUUCCACCAGAAGGCCGCCAUCCACGAAUCCUGGACCGACGGUAAGGAGGCCAUGCUGACGCAGAAAGACUACGAGACCUCCACCCUGUCAGAGGUCAAGGCGUUGCUACGGAAACACGAGGCCUUUGAGAGCGACCUGGCGGCCCAUCAGGACCGAGUGGAGCAGAUCGCCGCCAUUGCACAGGAGCUCAACGAGCUGGACUACUACGACUCCGCCAAGGUCAACGCUCGCUGUCAGAAGAUCUGCGACCAGUGGGACUCCCUGGGAGCCUUCACCCAGAGCCGCAAAGAGUCACUGGAGAGGACAGAGAAGCAGCUGGAGUCGAUAGACGAGCUUUACCUUGAGUACGCCAAGAGAGCGGCGCCCUUCAACAACUGGAUGGAGGGAGCGAUGGAGGACCUGCAGGACAUGUUCAUCGUCCACAAUAUCGAGGAGAUCCAGGGUCUCAUCACAGCCCACGAGCAGUUCAAGUCCACCCUGGCGGAGGCCAACAAGGAGCGGGAGGCCAUCCAGGCCAUCCAGGCCGAGGUGCAGAAGAUCGCCCAGAGCAACGGCAUCAAGCUGAGCGGAGCCAACCCGUACACCACCAUCACACCCGAGAGCAUCGACGGCAAGUGGGAGAAGGCGAUGGCCAUGGUGCCGCUGCGUGACACCGCCCUGCAGGGCGAGCUCAACAAGCAGAACUCCAACGACACCCUGAGAGCCAAGUUCGCCACCCAGGCCAACACGGUCGGCGCCUACAUACAGGCCAAAAUGGAGGAAAUCGGCAGGAUAUCCAUCGAGAUGAACGGCACCCUGGAGGACCAGCUGACCAACCUGAAGGAGUACCAGAAGACCAUCAUGUCGUACAUGCCCGAAAUCAACACGCUGGAGGGGUACCAUCAGCUCAUCCAGGAGGCCCUCAUCUUCGACAACCAGUACACCUCCUACACGAUGGAGCACCUCCGCGUGGGCUGGGAGCAGCUGCUGACCACCAUCGCCAGAACCAUCAACGAGGUGGAGAACCAGAUCCUGACGCGUGACGCCAAGGGCAUCACCCAGGAGCAGCUCCACGAGUACCGCGCCUCCUUCAACCACUUUGACAAGGACCACAGCGGGGCACUGAUGGCUGAGGAGUUCAAGGCCUGCUUGAUCAGUCUGGGCUACGACGUGGAGAACGAGAAGCAGGGAGAGAGUGAGUUUGCUCGCAUCAUGAGCAUAGUGGACCCCAACGGCAGCGGCGCCGUGACCUUCCAGGCCUUCAUCGACUUCAUGUCCAGGGAAACGACCGACACGGACACCGCGGACCAGGUCAUCGCCUCCUUCAAGAUCCUGGCUGCUGAUAAGACCUUCAUCACGGCCGAGGAGCUGAGGAGGGAGCUCCCCCCCGACCAGGCUGAGUACUGCAUCGCCCGCAUGGCGCCCUACACGGGGGCCGACGCCGCCCCUGGCGCCCUGGACUACAUGUCCUUCUCCACCGCCCUGUACGGAGAGAGCGACCUGUAAAGGAGGCAAGAGGAGGAGGAGGGCUGGACAGGAGGAAGGGAGGGAGGGAGGGAGGUAGACAGUCAUUCUGUGCAUAGAGAAGACGCCCAGGAAUCGAGCGUCUGGAACGAAUUGGAGUGGUGGUUGUAAGGUGCCCCUGCGUGUGCCGGUUUAGAAAUCGUCAGAAUAUUUCUUUUAAAGAACGCGGAUACUUGUUGAUGGAACUUGUAGUUCGGUUUGGCCUCUGUCGAAUGUUUCUUCCCAGCCUCUAAACGGAUCCAGAGUAAUCAAUUUGUGGUAAAAAGGUUCAUAUGAACGGGCAUAUCCAGGGGCAGCUGCGGGAUGUGGGGGGGGGGGUCAUUCAGCUUCACCCUCUCUGCCUUUUGUGGGAUCAAACGAGCUAAUCUGAUACUUAUGCUUAUUUUUUGUUUAUUUUAUUAUAAUUUCUUUCUUCUUGCCAGGCGGGUUCAGGGCAUGUUGUGGGCUUUUGACGUGGCGACUGGCGAGGUCUGUGUAUUAGUUCCUAGAGAGAUAUAUGCUGCAGGACGGGGGUGUUGACCAACCAGAGAUAAAAAAUUAAAAAAAGACAUGUUUACCCAUAAUUCCCAUGUUGCUGGACUAGGUGUCUAACCUCCGCUCUUUUUUCCUCCUCCUGUCUUUGUUUAUUUCUUUUUUCUUUUUCCCGAGCAGGUGGGAAGAGUUGGGGUGGGCGGGGGGCUCAGCGCUGUACAUAUUUUUUUCAGUGCGGAGAGUGGCACACACGGUUCUAGUUGUCGAGAGUAAUUACUCACAGGCUUUCAAUAAGGGAGGGGGGGGGGCGAAGAGUGACAUUUAUUAUAAAAAUGAAUAAAUAAAAUGACAAAAACACAAGCAAUUGGAAAAAAAAGCUAACGACAGAGAGAGCAGUUUCACCAGUGGAUAGGUUUGAGCUUCCAGAAGUCUUCACUUCUUUUUUGUUUUUGCAAUGGAAGACGUUGGUCGCCAUGAAGUUUAAGACUCGUGUACCUAAAGGCCUCCUGUAAAAACCCCAUGACGGGCAAACAACCAUAGUUAUCCACAAAUAUUUGCUUCUGUGAAACUUUUCUCUUGGGGUGGGCUUCAGGUGCUUAUUUAAAUACAAAGACUAUACAUUUAUAUGAUAGGUAGGAUGGUAGUAGUCAAAGUUAGACCAGUUUUAUAUGCCAGAAAUUGCGCACACAUGCAGAAAUAUAUUCAAACACACGUCAUGGAUGCAUCUGAUUGGCUGAAUGAAAGUUUUUUUUGUUGUUUUUUUUUGCACUUCCUGGAUUUUUUUUAGGAGCUGUCAUAGUGCCACUCUGUGGAGGGAAAAAUGGCAAAACAUAAGAAAUGAGAUCAAUGUGCCUAUUUGUGGCUGCAGCCCUGUCCCCCCCCCCCCCCCUCUCUCUUACACUCUCCCACGUCCUCCCCCUCUUUUCUUACAUCCCGUCAUUUGUCUCUAAAGUAAAGGGAAAGAAAAUUUACUGUGGGGAAAGAUCAGGGAGGGGUCUUUAUGUAAACAUUCCAUUAUGUGCAAAUGAAAAAUAUUCUAAAAAAAGGAAAUUAUGUAUUAAAAAACAAAAACAAAAAAAACUAUGCAAUCAUGUGUUCAAUAUCUGAGUUCUAGGGGAAGUUGUGGGCAUCAAUCGGGCCCUUUACUGAGAACAGUCCCUGCCUAAAUUAAACGCAGGUUAACGAGAUUUCUCCAGUGUUUGUUGGCUGUUACGGGGGAGAAGAGGGGGGAGAAGAGGGGAGACGGGCAGACAGGGAAAGCAACUGAGAAGAAGACUCGGACCAAAAGCUUGUUUCUAUUUUUUUUCCUUUCUCCUUUUCCCCCUGCAAGGUUGGAGAGAAAAAGAACUCUGAAAUUGUGAUUUAUUUUUUUCCUUUUUUUUGUACUCUUUAAUAUCAAACCUUAUCUGCUGUACUGGAAACUGCAACGCCUUCUGUCUCUAAUGAUAAGUGAGUUUCACAAAAGCACACAUAAAAGUUUCCUUACAAAAUA
This is a messenger RNA of Anarrhichthys ocellatus (wolf-eel), 4503 nucleotides long. RefSeq names its product alpha-actinin-4-like. Bases 666 to 2522 code for a protein of 618 amino acids. The record is from RefSeq and is a predicted model, not a curated record. The transcript is spliced from 14 exons. Gene Ontology annotation, molecular function: calcium ion binding; protein binding. NCBI's taxonomy places the organism in Eukaryota, Metazoa, Chordata, Actinopteri, Perciformes, Anarhichadidae.